Dissoconium aciculare CBS 342.82 is the source of this 783-nucleotide messenger RNA. RefSeq names its product kinase-like protein. The record is from RefSeq and is a predicted model, not a curated record. The transcript has 3 exons. Lineage: Eukaryota; Fungi; Ascomycota; Dothideomycetes; Mycosphaerellales; Dissoconiaceae. Bases 1 to 783 code for a protein of 260 amino acids.
AUGAGCGUCUUGCCGCCCCUCCCACCCUACAGAUCAGCAAAGGUGGUGCGCGUAUCGACCGAUCUCGCUGUGAAAUAUGGCACCGGAGUUCAAAUGGGAGAAGCAGAGAACAUGAGGCUCGCUGCAGGUGUCCCGUCGCUACUCGUACCAUUCGAGCAAGACGUCGAAUACAUUCCGACUCACGACAUGACGAAAUGUACAUACAUAUUGAUGGACUGGAUUCACGGCGAUUGUCUCGCCCACAUCUGGCCAUCCCUGGACCAGACUGGGCGCGGGGUCAUGGUGAGGUGUAUUUACGACAUGAUCACAGCGCUGCACAACACGAUUCUCGACAAGCCUGGCCCCGUUGGCGCUGGCCCCUUCAACUCACGUCGCGACAUGGAAAUCUGGUUCGAUUCUCGUUUGACAGUGUGCCGUCAAUAUCGCAAUGCUCCCCGCGAUGGGUUCAGUUUCAUCGAUAAGCUUCGUCCGCUAGUCCUGUGUCACUUGGAUAUCCAUACGCACAAUGUCAUUGUCGAUAAGCAAGGGUCGCUGUGGCUCCUGGACUGGGAGUUUGCAGGUAGAUAUCCUCCCUAUUUCGAGGGGUUGUUCAUGAUCAACGAUCACGACAACCCUGAAUUCACAGCGCGUCUCAAAGCCUUGCUGGAGAACCCGGAGCACAAAGACCAGAUUGCCAGAAUUGAGAGCAUUGGGUUUGCCGUUACGACAGGGAGAAAGAUUGAACCCAGCAAGGAGGUGUUGUUGGACCGUCAGCAAAUUGCUCAUAUCCAUAUCGCCAUUUGA